This is a messenger RNA of Neurospora tetrasperma FGSC 2508, 1142 nucleotides long. RefSeq lists its product as uncharacterized. Bases 37 to 1068 code for a protein of 343 amino acids. NCBI's taxonomy places the organism in Eukaryota, Fungi, Ascomycota, Sordariomycetes, Sordariales, Sordariaceae. The record is from RefSeq and is a predicted model, not a curated record. Gene Ontology annotation, cellular component: Smc5-Smc6 complex; nucleus. The transcript has a single exon. Gene Ontology annotation, biological process: DNA damage tolerance; double-strand break repair via homologous recombination. Gene Ontology annotation, molecular function: ubiquitin-protein transferase activity.
CCAUCACCACAUCCAUCCAUCCAUCCAUCCAGCAUCAUGGAGGAAGAAUGGGAACCACCAGUGCCGGCCGGGUAUAACGACGCCAACCGUGCCUUCAUCCAAGCCUUCAUGGCACGAGGCACCCUGACCUUUCCCGAGGGACAGAAGCUCGUUGCCGCGAUUCUCUCAGCUACCGAGGACGAGACCGUGGACCCGCAGUCCAUCACCCAGGACACAUUCGCCAGCUUUGUCCGCACCGCCCGCGAGGCUGUGGAGCCUCUUGACUACGACAUCCGCAGCUCUCGGGACCAGCUUCGAAAUGGAGAGCGCAUCUGGGCCUUCAUCAACGCCCACAGCGACCCUGCCACCCAGAUGGCCACCACCCGCUCUCCUGAGGAGGUAGCCUACAUUAAGCGUUUGAUGGACCUCCUGUUCGACGAGUUCAACACCGUACGAAUGGAGGUGAUGGCCGUCGACGAGGGACAAGCCCUCAAAGCCUCUCGCCCCAGCAAGCGGCGAGAGAGUCAGCAUGUGAACGGCGAAGACGAGGAAGGCCAACCAUCCACCGCCGCAUCCGACCGUGGUCUCAAGCAUUCCGAGGUUCUGUCCCUCCUCUCCAGCCUCGUGGCCGAAGGCUGGCUGGAGAAGAGCCGUGCCGGGUUUUACAGCCUCAGCCCCCGCGCGCUGAUCGAGAUGUGGAGCUGGCUGGUUGCCACUUACAACGACGAUUCGGCGUCGGCUAGGGACUGGCAACGCAUCAAGUUCUGUGAGUUGUGUAAGGAGAUCGUCACGUAUGGCCAGCGCUGCUCAGAGAGGGACUGCACCAUCCGGCUGCACGACAUUUGUGAGGACCGCUACUGGCGCACGAGGAGGGGAGAGAAGAAGUGCCCCAAGUGCGAGACCGAGUGGGCCGGAAACCAUUUUGUCGGCGAGCGGGCUAUUACCUCACGCCAGGCUUACCAGAGGGGCAGAGGCGGCCGGGCUAAUGGCAAUGGCAAUGGCAGUGCCAGACGGAGCGACUUGGAAGGGGCAGUUGCUGCUCAGCAAGAGGUUGCUGAUGAUGACGAUGAGGACAUGGCGGAGGCUUGAAAAUGUCCUGUUGCAUGGUUUACUCAGCAGUUGUUCAACGGUGUUGCCAUAACACUAGUCUUUUUUUUUUUUUU